AUGGAUCCCAGCAGUGACUACCAUUUCCUCAACCAUAUUUUGUGGAGAAGGGUGAAACUCACAUUGGUUUGUGGCAUCUUCGAGGGAGUGCUCCAGCACGUGGACCCUAACAGAAUUAUUGUUCUAAAGAAAGUGAAGAAUGUGGAGACUGGUCAAAGUGUCCCAGGAGUGAAAAUGUUUUUUGGACAUGAGAUUGUGAAUGUUGAAUUGCUGGAUGAAGACGAACAAGCUACAGCAAGAGAAAAGGCAUCUUCUGUCAGUCUAGAUACAAAUAGAACCAAGAUGGAUAAUAUGAAAGAUGAACACCUCAAUGUAUGUGAAGCUGCUUCUUCCACUACUGAGGCACCAUACUCCUCUCUGCUGAAUGACUUUAGGUUCAGCCCUUCAGAAGAAGAGGAGGUAACGUACACAGUGAUUGAUCAGUUCCAGCAGAAGUUUGGUGCUGCAAUGUUACAUAUCAAGAAGCAGAAUGUCUUGAGUGUGGCAGCACAAGGAGCUAAUGUUUGUCGUCAUGGGAAGCUGUGUUGGCUCCAGGUAGCCACAAAUAGCCGUGUUUACUUGUUUGACAUUUUUCUUCUGGGAAGUCGUGCUUUCAACAAUGGGCUUCAGAUGGUAUUGGAAGAUGAGAAAAUUUUGAAGGUUAUCCAUGACUGCCGUUGGCUUUCUGACUGUCUCUCUCACCAAUAUGGAAUUUUGCUGAAUAAUGUCUUUGACACACAGGUAGCAGAUGUCCUUCAAUUUUCUAUGGAAACUGGUGGCUUUCUUCCAAACUGCAUCAGUACUUUGCAGGAUUGUUUAAUCCGACAUCUUAAAGUAGCCUCUAAAGAUGUCUCCUUUCUAGAAGAGAGGCAAAAGCUGACUCAGGAAAAUCCAGAGGUGUGGUUCACACGACCACUUUCACCUACUUUGUUGAAAACUUUGGCCCUAGAAGCUACCUACCUGCUACCCCUUCGCUUGGUACUCCUAGAUGAAAUGAUGUCUGACUUAACCAUGCUGGUAGAUAGGUACUUAAACACCUGUCGAGAAGCGUCUGGAGACCAGCUUGGAAGCAUGGAGCCUACAUGUAUGGAGCUUCCAGAGGAACUGCUUCAACUGAAGGACUUACAGAAGCAGCGCAGGGAGAGAGCUGAAAAAGAGUAUAGGGUGAAUGCACAGGGACUUCUCGAAAGGACAGUGCUCCAGUCAACAAAACCAUUGAUAAAAACAGCAGGAAAAGAGGAAGAAGUCAAAGGUUUCUUACUUUGUGAAAACUCUAGGGUGGAUAAAACUCCAAGUCUUACAUCUUGUAGAUCCCAGGAGGAUGUGAGUUUAUUGAAAAGAGGACUAAAGAGUAAACAAAAGAAAAUAAACCCUCAGCAUCUACCUUCCUUAAAAGAAACAGAAGCCAGUGAGGAUUCUAAUCACAAACUUGUUUGCUCUGGGUCCAAGGGAUCAGAGAACCAGAGGACAACUCAAGAAGAAUACUUUAAUAAACCCAAACUUGUGUUUCAGAGAAAUUUAUCUUUGAAAGAUGAAAUAGAGCAGUUAUUGAUGAUGGAAAAGGAGAAAGAUUUAAAAUGCACAAAACAAGAUGUUUCAAUGUCUCCAAGUGACACCUUCCAUCCUUCAAGAAAAACUGUGCUUUCCACACUUCCUCCCUGUCCAGCUUUGGAGAAGACUGAUUCCUGGAUAAAUCCUCCUCUAAUUCUUCCUUAG
Messenger RNA from Elephantulus edwardii (Cape elephant shrew), 1695 nucleotides. RefSeq names its product exonuclease 3'-5' domain containing 1 (gene EXD1). Gene Ontology annotation, biological process: nucleobase-containing compound metabolic process. The transcript is spliced from 11 exons. The record is from RefSeq and is a predicted model, not a curated record. Lineage: Eukaryota; Metazoa; Chordata; Mammalia; Macroscelidea; Macroscelididae. Bases 1 to 1695 code for a protein of 564 amino acids. Gene Ontology annotation, molecular function: nucleic acid binding; 3'-5' exonuclease activity.